Messenger RNA from Chroicocephalus ridibundus (black-headed gull), 1554 nucleotides. RefSeq names its product nuclear factor I X (gene NFIX). The coding region runs from base 210 to 1523 and encodes 437 amino acids. Gene Ontology annotation, cellular component: nucleus. Lineage: Eukaryota; Metazoa; Chordata; Aves; Charadriiformes; Laridae. Gene Ontology annotation, biological process: regulation of transcription by RNA polymerase II. Gene Ontology annotation, molecular function: RNA polymerase II cis-regulatory region sequence-specific DNA binding; DNA-binding transcription factor activity, RNA polymerase II-specific. The record is from RefSeq and is a predicted model, not a curated record. The transcript has 9 exons.
CGGAGGGGGCGUGGCCCGGCGGGGGGGGGCGUGGCCCGCGCGGCGCUUCCCGCGGCAAAAGUGCGGCGGGCGCCAACUUCGGGCAAACUUUCCCCGCGCGCCGCCGGUACCGGCACCCCCGGACCCGGGACCCCCCCCGGACCCCCGGAACCCCCCGCCCUCAUCCCCGCGCCCCCCCGCCAUGCCCCGCCGCGGCUGACACCGCCGCCAUGUACUCCCCGUACUGCCUCACCCAGGAUGAGUUCCACCCCUUCAUCGAGGCGCUGCUGCCCCACGUCCGGGCCUUCUCCUACACCUGGUUCAACCUGCAGGCCCGCAAGCGCAAGUACUUCAAGAAGCACGAGAAGCGGAUGUCGAAGGAGGAGGAACGGGCCGUCAAGGACGAGCUGCUGGGCGAGAAGCCCGAGGUCAAGCAGAAAUGGGCCUCGCGCCUCCUGGCCAAGCUGCGCAAGGACAUCCGGCCCGAGUGCCGCGAGGACUUCGUCCUCUCCGUCACCGGCAAGAAGGCGCCGUGCUGCGUCCUCUCCAACCCCGACCAGAAGGGCAAGAUCCGCCGCAUCGACUGCCUGCGCCAGGCCGACAAGGUGUGGCGGCUGGACCUGGUGAUGGUCAUCCUCUUCAAGGGGGUGCCGCUGGAGAGCACCGACGGCGAGCGCCUGGCCAAGGCCCCCCAGUGUGCCAGCCCCGGCCUCUGCGUCCAGCCCCACCACAUCGGCGUCACCAUCAAGGAGCUCGACCUCUACCUGGCCUAUUUCGUCCACGCGCCCGACUCCGGACAAUCCGACAGUUCGAACCCCCAGGGAGACGCGGACAUCAAACCACUGCCCAACGGGCACCUGACCUUCCAGGACUGCUUCGUGACGUCGGGUGUCUGGAACGUGACGGAGCUGGUGAGGGUGUCCCAGACCCCUGUGGCGACGGCGUCGGGCCCCAACUUCUCGCUGGCCGACCUGGAGAGCCCGGGGGGCUACUACAACAUCAGCCCCGUCGCCCUCGGCCGCCGGCCCCUGGGGCCCCCUGCCGCCAGUGGCCCAAAGCGCCCCAAGGCGCUGGACGAGGGGGACCUGGAGGGUCCCGGGGACGACGUCUUCUACCCCGGGCCAGGGCGAUCCCCAGCCCCCGGCAGCAGCCAGGGGCCCUGGGGGGGUGACGUUGACACCGGCCCGGCGGCGCUGAAGAAGUCGGGGAAGUUGGAUUUCUGCAGCGCCCUGUCGGGGCACGGGGCCGCCCCCCGCAUGGCCUUCGGCCACCACCCCCUGCCCGUCCUGGCCGGCGUCCGCCCCGGCAGCCCGCGGGCCACCGCCUCGGCGCUGCACUUCCCGUCGGGGUCCCUCCUGCCCCAGUCGAGCCCCUACUUCGCCCACCCCACCAUCCGCUACCACCACGGGCAGGACUCGCUCAAGGACUUCGUCCAGUUCGUCUGCGCCGACGGCGCCGCCCAGGGCCCCCAGCAUUCGCAGCGUCAGGCGCCGCCGCUGCCCCCCGCCUUGUCGGCCUCGGACCCCGCGACGGCAACUUUCUGACCCUCCCCAGCAGCAGGUAAGGCCCCCCCGA